AUGCGUGUGGCAAUUGCUGGCUACGGCGACCUGACUCGCUACAUCUGCGAAGAGUUUGUCAAAGCCGGCCAUGUGCUCGUUAUCCUGACCCGAAGCUACAAACCUCAACUCGAGAGCCAAGGAGUGGCUCAGGCUAUUACCGACUAUUCCCCGUCGUCUCUGAGAGCUCCUCUGGCCGAUUGCGAAGUCUUGAUAUCGACAAUUUCAGAUAUUUCGUCGGCCUAUACCAAUGUCCACAGAAACCUCAUCCUGGCCUGCCAAGAGAGCCCCCGGUGCAAGCGCUUCAUUCCCGCCGAGUUUGUAGCCGAUAUCGAGGCGUAUCCAGAUGAGCCCGGCUUCUACUAUGCACCUCACGAGCCGAUACGUGAGAUGCUCCGGGGCCAGACGGAUCUCGAGUGGACAUUGGUUUGCAUCGGCUGGCUCAGUGACUACUUUGUGCCGUCGAAGAAUCGACACAUUAAAGAGAUUGGCGAGUUCCAUCCCAUGAACUGGGCCGGGAACAAGAUUGUAAUCCCGGGGACAGGGAAUGAGCCUGUGGAUUUCACAUGGGCGCGCGAUGUUGUGAGAGGGCUAGUAUCCCUCAUUGAGGCACCGCGCGGUUCAUGGGAGCCGUAUACCUUCAUGUCGGGGGAGCGCAGCUGCUGGAAUAAAGCUACCAGGCUCGCCGUGCAAAAGUAUCGACCUGGUAUUCCGAUACAACAUGUUUCGUUGCAUAGUGUUGCAGGCAUGAUUAAGACGGCGAAGGAUGAGAAUACCGAGGUCCUGGCUGACUAUUACCUGUUGUCUAUCAGCCAAGCAUGCGCAAUUCCCACGGAUAAGGUUGAAGCUCAUAGGGAAAAGUACUUUCCUGGUGUUUCUUUUCGAAGUUUGCGAGACGGACUCUCCCAGGUUGACGAGCAUCCGGACUCGAUACUGUAA
Metarhizium brunneum ARSEF 3297 is the source of this 918-nucleotide messenger RNA. RefSeq names its product Oxidoreductase swnR. The record is from RefSeq and is a predicted model, not a curated record. Lineage: Eukaryota; Fungi; Ascomycota; Sordariomycetes; Hypocreales; Clavicipitaceae.